GAAAAAAAAAGAAGACGAUAUGUCAAAUAUUUUUGAGGUUAUCUCUGUUAGUUUACAUUCCAAGACAACGGAAAAUAUAGUUUUUAUGGUUUAAUUUUUAAUAUUUGAAGAUAAAUUAGUGAUAUUUCAGUUGGUUACUCUUCAUAAUGUCGUCCGACAGCGGUUCUGAUAGCGAGUCCAACAGAAGUCGUUCACCAAAUCCAAAUGAAAGUCCCGGCGGUGUAGAGAACCGAUCUAAUGGUAACGUUUCGCAAGCAGAAAGCUCUUCACGUCCAGGUAGCAGACAGUCUGGUCGCUCUGGAAGUGGCUCAAGAUCGCCUUCAGGUAGUGCAGGUUCAGCUAGGUCUAGAUCCCAAAGAUCACAAAGCCCUUCCGGGUCACACAGAUCAGCUGCAUCUAAGAGGUCUGGAUCAGCGGAUUCCAAAAAAUCUAGAUCUCUAUCACCUUGGGAAACGCCAGUCUCAAAGAGAUCAGGCUCUGCGGAAUCACACAGAUCUAAGUCACAAGACUCCCAAAAGUCUGGUAAUCAUAGUCCCCGUUCACAAAGGUCUGGAUCGGGGGAUCGUUCAAGGUCACACUCCAGGGACUCAGCUAGGUCUGUGUCACAGAGGUCAAGAUCAGGCUCAGCAACAUCUAAAAGAUCAGGUUCAGCAACAUCUAAAAGAUCAGGCUCAGCAACAUCUAAAAGAUCAGGCUCAGCAGCAUCUAAAAGAUCAGGCUCUGCCAGUUCAAAAAAAUCUGAACAUUCUAGGCAUUCUGGUUCACCUCAUUCUAGAAGAUCUGGAUCACAUACUUCGAGAAGGUCUGGUUCACACGUGUCCCGAAGAUCUGGGUCACAUAUUUCUAGAAGAUCAGGAUCCCAAGCUUCUGCCAGAUCUGGGUCAAAUGCUUCUAGAAGGUCAGGUUCAAAUGAAUCUAAGAGGUCUGGAUUAGCUGCUUCAAGAAGAUCCGGAUCGGCACAUUCCAGAAGAUCUGGAUCAAAAGAGUCAAGGAGGUCAGGAUCAAAUGAAUCUAAAAGAUCCAGGUCAAGAUCUGCAGGGUCCAGAAGAAGUAAUAGUGCAGGGUCACAUAGAUCUAAAUCUGCAGGAUCCAGAAGAAGUAAUAGUGCAGGAUCGCAUAGAUCUAAAUCCAGAUCAAGAUCAACUAGCCCAAACUUGGAAAUUGAUGAACAGGGGUCUCCAAAAAGCGAUAAAAGUAGUUCUAAAAGACAGAGGGAUAGUUCAGAAGAAAAAGAUAGCAAGAAAAAAUCAAGAGUGAUAGAUACUGACAGUGAACCAGAAGAAGAAAAUGAGAAAGGACUAAGUGCAGCGGCGAUUUUUGGGGACGAUGCUGACGAUAUCAGCGAUGACAGCGACGUGGAAAAAAAUAAAGAAGCAUCGGACAAAGAAGGUGCGAGGAGUAGGAGUAGGAGCAGAUCAAGGAGUAAAUCGAAGAGUAGAAGUCGCAGUAGAAGUGCUGAGAGACGGUCUGGGGACGAAGAAGAUAAACGCGUUGGUAAUGAGGAAGAAGAUAAAGAAAACGAACCAGAACCAAUUCCCGAAACAAGAAUCGACGUGGAAGUGCCCAAAAUCACUUGCGAUUUAGGCAGGGACAUCAAUUUUGUAAAACUUCCUAAUUUCUUGUCAGUAGAAACCAGACCUUUCGAUCCAGAGACCUAUGAAGAUGAAAUCGACGAAGAAGAAACCUUGGACGAAGAAGGUAGGGCAAGGUUAAAAUUGAAGGUGGAGAACACGAUAAGAUGGCGUGACGUUCUUGAUGACGAAGGGAACGUUAAAAAGGAGUCUAACGCUAGGAUAGUGAGAUGGUCGGAUGGUUCAUAUAGUUUACAUCUGGGUUCUGAGAUUUUCGACGUUUACAGGCAGCCUUUGCAAGGCGAUCAUAACCACCUGUUCAUUCGUCAAGGAACCGGUCUUCAAGGUCAGGCGGUGUUUCGAACGAAACUCAGCUUCAGGCCUCAUUCGACCGAGAGUUUCACGCACAGAAAAAUGACACUUUCAUUGGCUGACAGAUCUCAGAAAACGUCAGGCAUCAAGAUUUUGUCGCAAGUAGGCGUCGAUCCUGACAACGACCGUGCUAUCAGACUGAAGAAAGAAGAGGAGAAGCUGAGACAGACUGCUAAACCCAAAACAACUCAGCGUAAGAAGAGUGACUCAGGUGCUAGAGCUCAUGCUGUUAGAGAAUCAUACAGGGAAGAGGAAGGCAGUGACGACGAAGGCGCUAUAUCGCUGAACGCGAUUAAAAACAAGUACAAACCAGGAGCAAACGCACCCAAAGGAGGUGCGAUAUAUUCUUCAGAUGAAGAAGGUUCUGAUGUAGAGAGCAGAAGAGCAAGGAAAUCAGACAAAACCAGGGCGCUACAGGAAUCGGAUGAUGAAGAAAGCGGUAGCGAUGAAUAAUGUAUAUAAGAUAAACGUUCUGGUUUAAAAUUAUUUUAAAUAAAUUGUGACAAAAUAAUAAAUAUAAGUAAAUA
Molecule: messenger RNA, 2470 nt
Organism: Sitophilus oryzae (rice weevil)
Lineage: Eukaryota; Metazoa; Arthropoda; Insecta; Coleoptera; Curculionidae
Product: another transcription unit protein-like
Exons: 9
Coding region: 147-2396 (749 amino acids)
Biological process (GO): transcription elongation by RNA polymerase II; positive regulation of transcription elongation by RNA polymerase II
Cellular component (GO): Cdc73/Paf1 complex; nucleus
Molecular function (GO): RNA polymerase II C-terminal domain phosphoserine binding
Source: RefSeq, a predicted model, not a curated record